AUGAAAUUCCUACAGUGGUUGGGAUCUUUAGUGCAUUUGGCCUUGUCUUCUCUGUCUCCCUUUUUGCUUGGAUCUGCUGCCAGCGUAAAUCUUCCAAAACCAAUAAGACCCCUCCGUAUAAGUUUGUCCAUGUUCUGAAGGGGGUCGAUAUUUACCCUGAGAAUCUCAACAGUAAGAAGAAGUUUGGAGCAGAUGAUAAAAGCGAAGCAAAGAACAAAUCAGUGAUGCCAAAGAAUUCUCUCCAUCUCGACCUGGAGAAGAGAGAUCUAAAUGGCAAUUUCCCCAAAACAACCCCUAAAGUCCAGAGCUCUCCAGAUCUUGAAAAUUUGUCUCCUAAGCACUUUGCAGAAAGGAAGAAAGAUUCAGUAUCCCCUGAUAGUUUAAAAUCCAUCACUUCCCUGUCAUCUGAAGAUAAACAAGACAAGCUAGGAACUCUCUUUUUCUCCUUAGAGUACAACUUUGAGAAAAAGGCAUUUGUUGUGGACAUCAAAGAAGCACGUGGGCUGCCAGCAAUGGAUGAACAGUCAAUGACUUCUGAUCCUUACAUCAAAAUGACAAUCCUGCCUGAGAAAAAGCACAAGGUGAAAACCAGAGUGCUGAGAAAAACCUUAGAUCCAGCUUUUGAUGAGACCUUCACGUUUUACGGGAUCCCCUAUAGCCAAAUUCAAGACUUAACACUUCACUUUAUGAUCUUGAGCUUUGACAGGUUUUCCAGAGAUGAUGUCAUUGGAGAAGUCCUCAUUCCCCUCACAGGAAUUGAACUGUCAGAAGGAAGGCUGCUAAUGGACAGAGAGAUCAUCAAAAGAAAUGUUAGGAAAUCAUCUGGGCGUGGAGAAUUGCUGAUCUCUCUCUGUUAUCAGUCUACAACAAACACGCUCACUGUGGUUGUUUUAAAAGCCAGGCAUCUACCUAAAUCUGAUGUGUCAGGAUUAUCAGACCCCUAUGUCAAAGUGAACCUGUACCAUGCUAAGAAGAGAAUUUCUAAAAAGAAAACCCAUGUGAAGAAAUGCACCCCCAAUGCAGUGUUCAAUGAAUUGUUUGUCUUUGACAUUCCUUGUGAGGGCCUUGAUGAUAUCAGCAUUGAAUUUUUGGUUUUAGAUUCAGAAAGGGGGUCAAGGAAUGAGGUCAUUGGCCGGUUAACCUUGGGAUCUUCAGCAGAAGGAACAGGUGGAGAGCACUGGAAAGAAAUUUGUGAAUAUCCUAGGAGACAAAUUGCCAAAUGGCAUAUGUUGUGUGAUGGUUAGCGGCUUAGAGAGGGGUUGGAACUUGAAAAGCUAUAUAUAUUUCCAUAGGCAAGGAGCGGUUUUCUUUCUUUGCUACGUAUAAUUACAGGCUUGUAACUACAAGACUUUUUUUGGGGGGGUGGGGGAAUAAAAACUGGAUUGAAUUAUCAGAACAGAAGGUAACUAAAUUUUCACAGUAAAUAAAGGAAUUUCUAUUUCAUUAGACUUUAACAUAAUUGGAUCAGAAUCAUAUUAUUCUGGAGCUUAAAUAGCCUGAAACUUCUGAAGCACUAUAAACUUCCAUAGGAACAGACUAUGUUUUAUGAAAAAGUCCCUGGAAACCUUAUUAGUACUGUUAUACAGAAGAAGAAAACCUCAUUAAAAUAUAUC
Pelecanus crispus (Dalmatian pelican) is the source of this 1613-nucleotide messenger RNA. NCBI's taxonomy places the organism in Eukaryota, Metazoa, Chordata, Aves, Pelecaniformes, Pelecanidae. The record is from RefSeq and is a predicted model, not a curated record.